CCAGGCAACAUUUUUCAGUCCAUUUCCUCCAAGUAAGUAUGAGUUCUAUGAUAGGAUUGACGACGACGAUCAAGUGAUCAAAAAGUCAAGAAGUACUGGCAUUACGUAUCCGGCAGGAAUGGUCCAUGCACCCGAUUGGCUGGCCAGCCACGUGAGGUGCUUCUUCCGCGGCAGGGUUUACUCGGCGCCACAGUACAUCGAUGUGGCCCCGUGAAAGCUGACCCCGCUUGCUUGCCUGCCGUGCCCUUCCAUGUCCUUUGGCGCCCGAUGAGCGCUGCAGAUACCCAGGAGCAACUGAACUGGAACUACUACAGCAGCCUCGUGUCGUUCACGCUCCUGUACUACGACUACGUCCUCACGCUCGAAUGGGAGGUCGCGCGGUACUGGGGGCUGCGGUGCACGGCCCCCAGCGUCCUCUUCUUCCUGAACCGGUACGGGACGUUGUUCGGGAUGGUCCCGGUGGUGAUGCAGAACUUCUGGGCCGCGGAGAGCUCGCCGCGGAAAUUCGCGGUGCGUGGCGGAUCGCUCGCGCGGCAGGGCUUGGGUGAACUGACUGCGUCGUCGUCUCGUCCCAGUAGAUGUGAAUGCGACGUGCUGGAAAUGUACCACAGCUUCUUCUCGCUGGUCAUCCAGAUCAUCAUCGGGGUCAUGCUGAUUCUCCGGACCUACGCCCUCUACGAACGCAGUAGGCGCGUGCUCGGAUUCGUCGUGGGCGUCGCGGCCCUGGUCAUCGCUGUGGCCGUGUGGGCUGUCGUAGCAGGCCCGACGACGGCCGCCGAUGUCAAGAUGCCGCCGCUCGAUCUGGACCGCGGGUGCGCGGCUGGUGUCACCCGUUCCCAGGCCGCGGGGCUUGCGAUCGCGUGGUCCAGCAUGAUGCUGUUCGACUGCGUGAUCUUCGUGCUGACGCUGUACCGCGCGCUGAGCCGUCGGCGGGCGAUGGGCUUCCAAUUAUUGACGGUGCUGCUUCGUGAUGGUGCGAUCUAUUUCGGCGUUAUGGUUCUCAUCAACGUCGCCAAUAUCCUGACCUUCUUCAUGGGCAAGGUGGAUAUUAUGUUCACAUCCGAUUUCCUAGUCGCCUGCUCAUCUUGCAACCAACAGCCCUAUACCAAGGGUGUGCUCGCCACAUUCACCAGCACGAUAUCCUCUGUCAUGAUAUCCCGGCUGAUGCUCAACCUGCGCGACCCAGGACUCCAGAAAAUGCCGGCAUCGCACGGCACCGGAACCACAAGCAUGUCUCUGGGAAGCGGGACCGAUGCUCCGGCCCAUGGUGUCUUUUCGACGUAUGUAAGCCAGGCCGAGACGGCGGACACCGCUGGUACCGGAUAUUAUUCGGAUCAUAUGGAGCUCGAGCAGCGCCUGGGUGGAAGAUGAUGCUUUCCAGAGAGACACAUUAAUACCUGCAUAAAGACUUGAUACUAGCAUAGAGACCCGGUACUUACCGCACUUACUCCUGAUUGUAUUGAUA
Messenger RNA from Mycena citricolor, 1465 nucleotides. NCBI's taxonomy places the organism in Eukaryota, Fungi, Basidiomycota, Agaricomycetes, Agaricales, Mycenaceae. The record is from the annotation of a GenBank genome assembly.